UUUUUUUCUCAAGUAGGAUAAUGGAGUAUAAAUAGGCUUCUUAUUUUUCCUUGUUUUUUUUUGUUUUGUUUUCUACUUUAUUCAAUGGUGAACACAUUACGCCCAUAUCAAUGUCCUUUAUGUCCCAAAUCAUUUUACCGCUUAGAACAUCAAACACGUCACAUUCGGACACACACAGGAGAGAAACCGCAUGCAUGUACAUUUCCAGGCUGUGAAAAGAAAUUCUCCCGCUCAGAUGAACUCACUCGCCAUGUUCGUAUUCAUACAGCAACUCAUAAAAGAAAAGAACGUCAACAGAAAAAGAAAAAGAAGCAGACAUAUUAUCAUUCUGAUUCUGAUAAUGAUCUUGUCUUCACACCAGAAACAUCACCACACAUGUCUCCAAAUGUCUUUAAAUUUACGCCUCUUGAAUGUCAUCCUGUCUAUUUUCAGAAAAGAGUUUGUUUGAUAGACCUUCUUGAAUGUCCUCCUCAAGCGCGUAUUUUACCUCCUAUCAACCCAACUUGUGUUCAACAGGCAUUACCGUCUAUUCAUGACAUGUUGUCCUGAACUGAUUUCUGUAUAGAUAUAGAUUCCCUUCCUUUCUUGUAUAUAUAUAU
Molecule: messenger RNA, 599 nt
Organism: Gilbertella persicaria
Lineage: Eukaryota; Fungi; Mucoromycota; Mucoromycetes; Mucorales; Choanephoraceae
Exons: 1
Coding region: 85-549 (154 amino acids)
Cellular component (GO): nucleus; cytoplasm
Molecular function (GO): RNA polymerase II cis-regulatory region sequence-specific DNA binding
Source: RefSeq, a predicted model, not a curated record